AAUCCCCGGAGGCGCAAGAGGGCUCGCAGAUUGGGUGAACAAAGCUAACGACAGAUCCCCCAAUCCCAGCGACGGCUGAUCUCCUAACGCUAGUGACGAAGGAGCCGGGACCGUGUUGGUCGGCGGCGGGGGCGAGGGUGUGGGGGCAGACCCACAAGCGAUCCAGGGUGGCGAGUUCUUUGUCCGUGAGGUGCCGGCGCGUAAGCCUUGCAACACUAGAACUGAUGACCUCAUUCAUAGGAAGGGGUCUCGGUAUCCUACACGUUGGUGUUCCGGAUAGGGAGAGGGUGAGGUCACACAGGGCAGCUGUGGGGAGUAGUCAUGAAGACAUACGCGGGGCAGGGGCGGAGGAGGAAGAUGGUGAUUAGGAGGAGGUAAUAUCUUCGCCUAGUCUUGGACAGAUUCUAAGCAGCACGACAAACUGGAGCCGCAAGGUUCUAGGGAGGUUGACGAUAGUGAGAUUGAGGGAUGGAAAUAUCGGUAGGCAUUGGUGGCGAUUUGGUAUCUCCCCCUGCCUCUUCUAUUGAGCACCAAGCAGUUAACUAGUCGCUAGUCAAUGAUAUCAACCCUCCACUUUCACUCCCACCGCCCCCUUCUCCUUUCCUCGGGCCCUGGCUCAACCUUCCGCCUGCGGUACAUAAACCGUAUCACAAAAUUCCCGCCACCUCCCUACCCCAGCGCAAUACCCAUUUCAACCACUCCCCUCCGCCCCUCCGGCACAAGAGUAUUCACCAGUGGCAGACGCGGAUGCUUCCGCAUCCUCUCAACAGCUGCUGUCCUAGAAGGCAACCCGGAUAUGCGGUCACGUAGAGUUGUAGAGGGCAAUGGAGACCUUCGGCAUCCCCCCAGACGAGAAAUAAACGCGGGUUGGGUACCGGUAUUUGAACUGGAGGUAGUCUCAUAAAAGGUAGCCGCAUGGUGGAAAGCCGGGGGUGGGCACGCGACCACGGCCCUUCGGAACGACGGCACCAGGAGGGUUGCCACUGGCGGCCGGAGUGGGAUCGCAAUAUAUUUUAUUACGCUAGGAGCUUGGAUGGUGGCGGGUAUGCUCUUGUCAGUAGAAGAGAGAUUCAACGCCAGUGAGGGCACUCGAGUAGUUACAGCCAUCAGCAUUGUCGAGCUCUCCCCCGACUAUGGCCCUCGCUGUAGUGGGUGAAGGGGAGAAGGGCGCUUUCGGGAUGG
Molecule: messenger RNA, 1182 nt
Organism: Tuber aestivum (summer truffle)
Lineage: Eukaryota; Fungi; Ascomycota; Pezizomycetes; Pezizales; Tuberaceae
Source: the annotation of a GenBank genome assembly